GGUCAUUAAUUUAAUACUUCAAGGUGGGGUCAGUUUAAAAACUUGUUUUUAAUAAAUACGUAGAAGUAUAGAACCAGUUAUUCAGCUAUUAGUGAAUAACAAGGUUCAUCUUGCCGAAUAUUAUUAACCAAAUAUAUAUUGUAGUUGUUUUAUUUAUUUGUACUUAUGCAUACUUUGUUACUUCCGUGUGUCUUUUAACUUUUUUAAUUAAUAAAACACCUUUGGAUACAAUGAAAGAUAUUUUAUUUUUUAUCAUUUGUUCGGUUUUUGCUGUAGUAGUACUUUCUGCUACUAGUAGAUCUCAAGUUAAUGCUAAUGCAAAAGACAAAUUACAAACUCAAAAAGUGUCUGAUWACAAUGUGCCAGAUUUUCAUGCUUUUAAUUGGAGAUUGUGCAAAGCUUUGCAUGAUGUUGAGAAAAAUAAUGCAGUUAUAUCUUCUAUAAGUGUUAAGUUGGUGCUGUUGAUGUUAUAUGAAGGAGCUCUAGGAACUACAGCUAAACAGAUAGAACAAAUUGUUGGAAUAAGUGGUCGUAAGCAAAAUAUAAGAGAACGUUAUUCACAAAAAUUGCAGUCAUUACAAAGCCAUGGUAAAGAUGAUUAUGAAUUGGAUAUUGGCACUAAAUUAUUUAUGGAUAUAUCAGUUCAACCAAAAUCUGAUUUUAUAGAAACUAUAUCUAGGUGGUAUAAUUCAAGUUUUGAGGUGGUUGACUUUAGUAAACCUGCUAAGGCUGUAAAUUCAAUAAAUCAAUGGGCAGAAAUCCUUACUCAUGGCCGUAUUCAACAACUAAUAUCUGAAGCUGAAACUAAAGAAAGUACAGUUCUUCUUUUAUUGAAUGCUAUAUAUUUUAAAGGAUAUUGGACAAUUCCAUUUGAUAAAGAUCUUACCAAAAGAGGUACAUUUUAUUUAAACUCGAAAACUGCUGUUGAUGUUCCAUUAAUGACUGCUUACAACUAUUUUAAAUUAUCUACCAUAGAAUCACUUAAUGCUAGAUUAAUUAGUUUGCCAUAUCAGGGAAAUAAAUUUGUUAUGUAUAUAAUAUUGCCAGAUGAAAUUAAUGGUUUAGAUGAUCUAAUUAAUAGAAUUAAUCCAUCAUUAUUGGGAGAAUCAAUAAAAAAUAUGAAGAUGUUUUCUACUAAAGUUGUGUUACCAAAAUUUAAUUUUGAAUAUACAUCAAUUCUUGGACCAUUAUUACAAAAGUUAGGUAUUACCGAAAUGUUUGGACCAAAUGCAAAUUUAACAAAUUUAGGAAAUGAUGGCCAAUUUGGGAGUCUUAUCGUGUCUAAUAUACUUCAAAAAGCUGGACUCGAAGUAAAUGAACAAGGAAGCACCGCUCAUGCAGCUACUGAAGUUGAUUUAGAUCACCGUUUUGGAGCAUCAAUUGAUGCUUAUUUUGAAGUCGAUAGACCAUUUUUGUUCAUGAUAGAAGAUAUUACAAUGGAUACCAUAGUAUUUGUUGGACAAGUCAUGAAUCCACUUUCACAGGGCUCACCUGUAGUUACUAUUCCAAUGGCCAACACUCCAACUCCAAUAAAAUGUAAAUUUAUAAUCUUAGAACUUAGCUUAAAUCAACCAGAUUCAAAUGUUGUAGUUUCUACAGCUAGUAUUAAAACCAUGUUAACAUUGCUAUCGGAAGGGGCUCGCGGAGAUACGUUAGAUCAAUUAAAUAGGGUAUUACGUUUACCAACUGACCAAUCAACAUUUCAUAAUGUAUUACAUGCAAAUCAAUUAUCUAUGGAGAGUGAUGUAAUUGAUAUAGUAGUUGUCAACUACAUGUUUGUUAAGAAUAAAAACAGUAUAUCUAACUAUUUCAAAGAUACUGCACAAGAUAAGUACUCCGCUAAUAUAACUGAAAUUAAUAUUCUUAAUAUUGAAGCAUCAGUUAAAAUGAUCAAUAAACAAGUUUCUGAUGUAACACAAGGACUUGUAARCAGUAUAAUUUCUAAAGAUGAUUUUGAUGAAAACACUGAACUUUUAUUGGCAAAUGUACUUUAUUUCAAAGGAGAUUGGUUAGUAGAGUUUAAUAAAAGUAGCACUAAAAAACAGUGUUUUUACACAAAACCUGGUAUGUGCAUUGAAGUCAGUAUGAUGAAUUUACAAAGCCAAGUAGGAUAUGGUUAUAUAUCAGAUAUUAAGGCCCAAGUUGUUGAGCUUCUUUACAAGGACACAAAUUUUUCUAUGCUUAUAUUAUUGCCAGAUGUAAAUACUUCAACUGUACAAGUAUUGAAAGACUCACAACAUAAUCCUUUUUCUAAAAUAUUGAAUUCAGUUUAUCAAAGAACUAUCAAUUUGYAUUUGCCACAGUUCAAAAUUAAUUUCUCGACAAAGUUAUCAUCUGUACUUAAAAAGAUCGGAUUAACAUCUAUCUUUAGUAGUAGCGCAAAUCUAACAUCGAUAUUUAACCCAGCAAAACAAGUGUUAGUGAAGGAUAUUACACAUAAGGUAACAAUGGAAAUCAAUGAAAAAGGCUCUAAAGCUAGCGCAGUUACAGGUAUACCUAUAUAAUAUAUAUUUUAUGGU
Molecule: messenger RNA, 2519 nt
Organism: Diuraphis noxia (Russian wheat aphid)
Lineage: Eukaryota; Metazoa; Arthropoda; Insecta; Hemiptera; Aphididae
Product: serine protease inhibitor 2-like
Molecular function (GO): serine-type endopeptidase inhibitor activity
Source: RefSeq, a predicted model, not a curated record